AUGGCCUCGGAGGUAGUCAACAAGCUGCAGAACCUGGUAACAGGGGAGUCCAAGAGUGCUCGCAAGAAGAAGGGCAAGCAGGAAGGAGCUACUGCAGUACCAGCCGCACCCGAAAAGACAGCGUCUGAAGCCGGCGCAGGUGGCUCAGAGGCUGCAGGCAAGGCCAAUGGCGCAGACAGCGACAACUCGUACCUCCGCGAGAUCCAGAAAAACAUCCGCAACAUCAACAAGAAACUGAGCGCCACUCAAAAGGUCGACUCAAUAAUCGCAGCCAACCCUGGCGUCUCCCUCGACGAGCUCCUCGCCUCUCGCAAGAUCAACGCCGACCAAAAGGCCCAGGCUGAGAGGAAACCAGGCCUUCAGGCUCAGCUCGCACAGUAUGAGGAGCAGUACACCAACUAUAAGAAGUACGGUGAUGAGCUCGAGGCCAAGUUCGCCAAGGAGAAGGAGCUUCUCUCCAAGACACACUCUAGUGAACUCGAGACAUUGAGGGAGACUAUCAAGGCUGAGGCCAAGUUGGAGCAACAGAGGAUUGUCAAGGAGAAGCUCUUGACCCUGUCCCGCUUCUUGAGAGCUGCUGCCGCACGUCGCCAAUUAGAGGAUGACGAUUCGGAUCUCACAAAGGCUUUUGAGGGCGCUCUUCUUCAGGUCUACGGAGGAGAUGCCGCUGCUGUCAUGGCAGCUGAGAAGCUGAUUGACGGUGCGAGCGACGGCGUACCAUCAACUGAGGGCGUUGUACUGGGCAUCACUUAUUCUCAGGUGAAGCAAGCCGCGCUUGAGGAAGCUCCCUUCGCUGCGGAAGAAGCUUGGGUAGAUGAUGUUGCGCAACACCAAGCUGCCCCUCCUGAGGCUGUGUCCGACCCAACCAUCGCCAACGCCGGACUUACCGAGAUGGAGGCUGGCGCAAAGCCUGUUACUGAAGCUGUGGCGGAGCCUUCAGAGGUACCGGCAGCAGCCAACGUUGGAACAGGCUCGGCGAAUGCUGCAGCUCAGGCCCAAUGGGACAAGCAGCAGACCGGAAGCGAUGACCCUCUGACUGAAUCUUUCGAGAUAGUCCCGCGAGACCCCGCCGAAACCGAGACACCACACGCUGCCGCUGCUGCCCCCAACAGUACCCAGAGUUGGGCUGACGACACUCCCGAGCAAGGUUCGGCGCCCGCAGGCCCUGCGGCUGCUAACGACGGCUUUUCUGAAGUCCAUCACAGCCGUGGCGGUCGGGGACGAGGAGGUCACGGUGGUGGUGAUCGCGGGGGAUACAGGGGUAGGGGCCGAGGUGGACCCCGCGGUGAAUUCCGUGGUGGCCGUGGCCGUGGCCGUGGAGAGUUCAGGGGAGGACGUGGCGGUUUCCGUGGUGGUCCCCGAGGCGAAUCAUCGUAA
This is a messenger RNA of Bipolaris maydis ATCC 48331, 1377 nucleotides long. RefSeq lists its product as uncharacterized. The record is from RefSeq and is a predicted model, not a curated record. Lineage: Eukaryota; Fungi; Ascomycota; Dothideomycetes; Pleosporales; Pleosporaceae.